This is a messenger RNA of Diprion similis, 14233 nucleotides long. RefSeq names its product dynein heavy chain, cytoplasmic (gene Dhc64C). Gene Ontology annotation, biological process: microtubule-based movement. NCBI's taxonomy places the organism in Eukaryota, Metazoa, Arthropoda, Insecta, Hymenoptera, Diprionidae. The record is from RefSeq and is a predicted model, not a curated record. Gene Ontology annotation, molecular function: minus-end-directed microtubule motor activity; dynein light intermediate chain binding; dynein intermediate chain binding. The transcript has 23 exons. Gene Ontology annotation, cellular component: dynein complex. The coding region runs from base 90 to 14090 and encodes 4666 amino acids.
UGGCGUGGUCUGCGACGCCCGAGGUGAGCAUUUGCUGUGUAUAAAUUUGUAAAAAUACGUGAAGUGCAGUGAAAAAACCGGUGUAAGAAAUGGGCGAUUCGCUAGACGGAUCGGGCGAUCCAUCGCCGGAGUCACAGAACGUCGCGAUAGUUUCCUAUUCCUCAUUUGCAAAGUACUUAAGAAGGGUUGUAGCGAUCCUGUUUCCCGAUGAAGACGACUCACCGCCCGCCCUAAACUUCGCUUUAGAGGACAAAAAUAAUCAAGAAUGCAUAAAGAAAUUCCUCAGCGAUUCACAGGUCUGGUCUCUUUACGUACAGAGAAGCUCGGCGAAAGAGGAAGAUGGUGGCGACGGAGAUGAAGAAAAGGAGAAUGUGAUGUACUUUAUAUCGAAUGAGAUUUACUUCACUAAUCCUAAAAUGGCAUCGCUCGUUUUUACAAAACGAGGCGCAGUCGUUGAGGCUGACAAACCGAUCCAUCCACAGCUGCGAUUGGUCACGCUUUCUGACGGCCCUCCGUACGAAACUUUACACGCUAUUAGCAAGACUAUGGCUCCAUAUUUUAAAAGUUAUGUACAGGGGACUGGUAGGGCUGAUCGAGACGGUGAUAAAAUGGCACCAUCUGUCGAGAAGAAGAUAGCAGAGCUCGAAAUGGGGCUAUUGCAUUUACAGCAAAAUAUAGAUAUACCUGAAAUAUCUCUCCUUGUUCAUCCGACCGUUAGCCUUGUAAUAAAGCAAUGUGCAGAAGAAGGCAGGAAACCUAAGGUCGCCGACUUUGGUGAAAAAGCAGAGGAUUCUACGUUCUUGAACCAACUACAAAACGGAGUCAAUCGUUGGAUUAAGGAAAUUCAAAAGGUAACAAAACUGAACAGAGAUCCGGAGUCAGGUACAGCAUUGCAGGAGAUAUCAUUUUGGUUGAAUUUGGAGAGAGCGUUGCAUAGAAUUCAGGAAAAGCGAGAAAGCAUAGAGAUAUCGUUAACCCUGGAUAUUUUGAAAUAUGGAAAGCGUUUUCACGCCACAGUUAGCUUCGACACUGACACAGGUUUGAAACAAGCUUUAGCAACGGUUAACGACUACAAUCCGUUGAUGAAAGAUUUUCCGAUAAACGAUUUGCUGUCUGCGACUGAACUGGAGAGAAUCAAGAUAGCUGUUCAACAGAUAUUCAUGCACUUGCGAAAAAUCAGAAGCACCAAAUACCCGAUACAAAGAGUUUUAAGGCUAGUUGAAGCGAUAUCCAGGGACUUGGGGCAGCAGCUGUUGAAAGUACUUGGAACUCGUAGACUUAUGCACAUUCCAUUUGACGAGUUUGAGAAGGUGAUGGGCCAGUGCUUCGAGGUGUUCAGUACGUGGGACGACGAGUACGACAAGCUGACUGGACUCCUCCGAGAUAUAGUGAAGAAGAAACGAGAUGAGCAUUUCAAAAUGGUCUGGCGAGUUUCCCCGGCGCACAAGAAGCUUCAAACUCGAAUGGAACACAUGAGGCGUUUUAGGCGCCAACACGAACAACUGAGAACCGUGAUAGUUCGUGUUCUAAGACCUACCGUUCGACAGAGUAAUAAUAACGCAAGCAUUGAAAGUGCUGAUCACGAUAACGCGAAAGUAGAAUUUGCGCUUGACGCUGCAGAUGCUAAUGCCAUUGGGGAAGUAAACCUUGCUUACGAAAAUGUCAAGGAAGUUGAUUGCCUCGACAUCACUAAAGAAGGUCUUGAGUCUUGGGAGGCAGCUGUUCAUAGAUAUGAAGAACGAAUCGAGAGAGUCGAAGCCAGGAUCACUGCUCACCUCAGAGAUCAAUUAGGCACUGCUAAGAAUGCCAACGAGAUGUUCAGAAUUUUCUCUAGGUUCAAUGCCUUGUUCGUUAGACCUCAUAUUCGUGGAGCUAUCAGAGAAUACCAAACCCAACUGAUACAGAGAGUGAAAGACGAUAUCGAAGCUCUCCAUGAGAAGUUUAAGGUCCAAUACUCGCAAAGCAAGUGUUGUAAAAUGAGCAUUGUCAGAGAUCUUCCACCUGUGGCAGGCUCUAUUAUAUGGGUCAAACAAAUUGACUAUCAAUUAACGAUGUAUUUAAAACGAGUCGAAGAUGUGUUGGGAAAGGGUUGGGAGAAUCACAUCGAAGGACAGAAGCUGAAGGCUGAUGGAGACAGCUUUCGCAUGAAACUAUCUACCCAAGAUAUAUUUGAUGAUUGGGCGCGUAAAGUGCAGCAAAGAAACAUAGGCGUUACUGGACGCAUCUUCACAAUAGAUAGUGUCAGGUCUCGUUCUGGACGCGGCAAUGUACUUAAGCUGAAAGUUAAUUUUCUUCCUGAGAUUAUAACUCUAGCCAAGGAAGUGAGAAACCUCAAGAAUCUUGGAUUCAGAGUACCGCUGGCGAUCGUUAACAAAGCGCAUCAAGCAAAUCAGCUUUAUCCGUACGCGAUUAGCUUAAUUGAGAGCAUCAGAACCUACGAAAGAACCCUUGAAAAGCUUACCAAUCGGAGUCCGCACUGUCCCACAUUGAAGAUCGAGGAUAAGGCUAGCAUCAUACCACUGGUUGCUGGUAUGCGGAAGGACGUUUUGUCUUUGAUUUCUGAGGGUAUUGGUUUGGUCUGGGAGAGCUACAAGUUGGAUCCAUACAUCCAGCGUCUUUCCGAGGUUGUAGUGUCGUUCCAAGAGAAAGUAGAGGACCUGUUGGUUGUCGAGGAACAGUUGGACGUUGACGUACGGUCAAUAGAAACGUGUCCGUAUUCGGCAAAUACAUUCGCAGACAUCUUAUCUAAAAUUCAAAAAUCGGUUGAUGAAUUGUCGUUGAAAAAUUACUCCAACUUGCACAUUUGGGUAGCCAGACUCGAUGAGGAGGUUGAAAAAAAUUUAGCCAGUAGAUUGGAGGCUGGGAUCAAAGCUUGGACUGAUACGCUAAUGGGACAAAAGAAGGAAGUCGACUUGAGCAUGGAUACCGACGCACCUGUACAACCAACACAUAAACCAGGCGGCGAUCCUAAGAUACAAAACCAAAUACACGAAGUUCGAAUUACAAAUCAAACCAUGUAUCUCUAUCCGAGUAUCGAAGAUGCUCGUUUCCAAAUAAUGCAGCAGCUUUUUGCUUGGCAAGCUAUCGUCACAUCUCAAAUAAGACUUCAAAGCUCUAGGUAUCAAGUUGGUCUCGACAAACCUGAGUCUGGGACUUACAGAAAUUUACUGACCAAAUUGCCGGGAGGUAAAGUUCCUCUGGAAGCAGCUUACGAGGCUGUUGAAGUAAAGAUGAAAGAUAUAGUCAACUACGUUGACCAGUGGCUCAGAUAUCAGUCGUUGUGGGACUUGCAGCCGGACAAUUUGUAUGGAAAACUUGGAGAUGAUAUUAACUUGUGGAUGAAAUGUUUGAACGACAUCAAGAAGACUAGAACAACUUUCGAUACUUCGGAUACAAGGAGAGAAUUCGGUCCUGUUAUAAUUGACUUUGCUAAAGUUCAGAGCAAGGUUUCACUCAAAUAUGAUUCGUGGCACAAGGAGACCUUGGGUAAAUUCGGAUCCCUACUCGGCAACGAGAUGUCGAGCUUUCAUGCUCAGGUAUCGAAAUCGAGGGGCGAUUUAGAGCAGCAGUCCAUCGAAGCAGCCAGCACUUCAGACGCCGUUGGAUUUAUAACUUACGUCCAAUCUCUCAAGCGGAACAUGAAGGUUUGGGAGAAACAGGUUGACGUCUACAGGGAAGGUCAGAGGAUACUGGAACGGCAGAGGUUCCAAUUUCCGAGCACAUGGCUGCACGUGGAUAACAUAGAAGGAGAAUGGGGAGCGUUCAACGAGAUCAUCAAGCGCAAGGACAACAGCAUUCAAACGCAAGUCGCGUCUCUGCAGAUGAAAAUUGUCGCCGAAGAUAAAGCUGUCGAAACUAGAACAACGGAUUACUUGGGAGAUUGGGAGAGAGGAAAGCCAGUCGAAGGGCACUUGCGUCCUGAUGAAGCAUUGCAACACCUCCAAUUGUUUGAAAGCAAAUUCACCAGGCUCAAGGAGGAGCGGGAUAAUGUUGCCAAGGCCAAAGAGGCUCUGGAGCUUCAAGAACCCGGCGGCGUGUCAACCAGUGAAGAUAGGAUGCAAGUUGUGUUUGAGGAAUUGCAGGAUCUAAAGGGUGUCUGGUCGGAAUUGUCACGCAUCUGGUCACAGAUUGACGAAACUCGUGAAAAACCAUGGCUCUCCGUGCAGCCGAGAAAACUGCGUCAACAGCUUGACACAAUGAUUGCUCAGUUGAAAGAGUUACCUGCUCGUCUCAGACAGUAUUCUUCCUACGAAUACGUUAAGAAAAUGUUACAAAGUUAUACUAAGGUGAACAUGUUGAUAGUUGAACUGAAGUCUGAUGCGCUGAAGGAGAGGCAUUGGAAACAAUUGACCAAACAACUCAGGGUCAACUGGGUACUGAGCGAUCUUACCCUAGGCCAAGUGUGGGAUGUCAAUCUCCAAAAGAACGAAAGCAUCGUUAAAGACGUGAUACUUGUCGCUCAGGGAGAAAUGGCUCUGGAAGAAUUCUUGAAACAGGUACGCGAGUCUUGGCAGUCCUACGAACUGGACCUCAUAAACUACCAGAACAAAUGUAGACUGAUUCGUGGAUGGGACGAUCUUUUCAACAAAAUCAAGGAGCAUAUCAAUUCUGUCGCUGCUAUGAAGCUGUCGCCAUAUUACAAGGUAUUUGAAGAAGAAGCUCUGACUUGGGAGGAGAAAUUGAAUAGAAUAAACGCUCUAUUCGAUGUUUGGAUCGAUGUGCAACGGCGUUGGGUUUAUUUAGAAGGUAUAUUUUCAUGCAGCGCUGACAUUAAGACAUUGCUACCAGUUGAAACAUCCCGUUUUCAAAGUAUCAGUUCCGAAUUUCUUGGAUUGAUGAAAAAAGUGUCCAAAUCUCCAAUGGUUAUGGAUGUUUUAAAUAUACCUGGGGUUCAGAGAGCUUUGGAACGUCUGGCCGACCUUUUGGGGAAAAUUCAAAAGGCCCUUGGAGAAUAUCUGGAACGAGAAAGGACCUCGUUCCCACGAUUUUAUUUCGUGGGAGACGAAGAUUUGCUUGAGAUCAUUGGUAACAGCAAGAACGUUGCCAGACUACAAAAACACUUUAAGAAAAUGUUUGCUGGCGUAGCGGCGAUCCUGUUGAACGAAGACAACACCGUUAUAACUGGUAUUGCGUCGCGGGAAGGUGAGGAAGUGAUGUUCAAUGAUCCAGUUUCAACAACGGAUCAUCCAAAAAUAAACGAGUGGCUAUCAAUGGUUGAAAAAGAAAUGAGAGUUACUUUGGCUUCUAGUCUCACAAAGGCUGUGCAAGAUAUAAAACAGUUUAAAGAUGGUAACAUCAAUCCAGAGGCCUUUAUGACUUGGUGCGACAAGUACCAAGCUCAGAUCAUUGUUCUUGCUGCUCAAAUCCUGUGGUCAGAGGACGUCGAAGCAGCAUUGCAUGAAGCUCAAUCUAACCCAAAUAAAAAUCCACUUGAGAGAGUUCUAACGCAAGUCGAAGGCACUCUAAACGUGCUUGCCGAUUCCGUCCUGCAAGAACAACCCGCUCUCAGGAGAAAAAAACUCGAGCAUCUAAUCAAUGAAUUUGUACACAAGCGAACGGUGACGAGAAGGCUAUUAGCCAACAAAGUUUCGAAUCCAAAAGCCUUCGAAUGGCUUUGUGAAAUGAGGUUCUAUUUUGAUCCUAGACAAACCGAAGUCCUUCAACAGCUCACCAUUCACAUGGCAAAUGCCAAAUUCUUUUACGGCUUUGAAUAUCUUGGCGUACAAGACAGGCUUGUCCAAACGCCGUUAACAGACAGAUGUUAUCUUACAAUGACCCAAGCUUUGGAAGCUAGACUUGGAGGAUCACCAUUCGGACCUGCUGGUACCGGAAAGACAGAAUCCGUAAAGGCGUUGGGCCACCAGCUCGGAAGAUUUGUAUUGGUGUUUAAUUGUGACGAGACCUUUGACUUCCAGGCAAUGGGUCGUAUUUUCGUCGGUCUUUGUCAAGUCGGAGCCUGGGGUUGCUUUGACGAAUUUAAUCGUCUGGAAGAACGCAUGUUGUCUGCGGUAUCACAGCAAGUACAGACGAUCCAAGAAGCGCUCAAGAGUCAAAUGGAAGGACAAAAGGGAGGAACACUGUGCGUUGAACUUGUUGGCAAGCAGGUCAGAGUCUCUACAGAUAUGGCUAUCUUCAUUACCAUGAAUCCUGGAUAUGCCGGCCGUUCCAAUUUGCCCGACAACUUGAAGAAAUUGUUCAGAUCAUUGGCUAUGACUACACCGGAUAGACAGUUGAUUGCUGAAGUAAUGUUGUUCAGCCAAGGUUUCAGAUCUGCUGAGAAACUAGCCUGCAAAAUUGUUCCGUUCUUCAAACUUUGCGAUGAACAACUCUCCAAUCAAUCGCAUUACGACUUUGGGCUCAGAGCUCUUAAAUCUGUGCUGAUAUCGGCUGGAAACGUGAAACGUGACAGGAUCCAAAGAAUCAAGGAGAAUAUGCAGAAUCGUGGAGACUCGAACAUCGACGAGGCUUCCAUUGCUGAGAAUCUACCGGAGCAAGAAAUCCUCAUACAAUCUGUUUGCGAAACAAUGGUUCCAAAACUUGUUGCUGAAGAUAUACCGCUGCUGUUCAGUCUUCUGAACGAUGUAUUCCCCAAUGUGAAUUAUACCCGUGCUGAAAUGAAGGGAUUGAAGGACGAAAUUCGAAAAGUCUGUGCUGAGGAAUAUCUUGUUUGUGGUGAAGGAGACGAGCAAGGGGGAGCAUGGCAAGAAAAGCAUGCUCAGGGGAUGGUCGGUGAGACCUGGGUCGCUAAGGUAUUACAACUUUAUCAAAUCUGCAACCUUAAUCACGGUUUGAUGAUGGUGGGUCCCAGUGGUUCUGGAAAAACAAUGGCCUGGAAAGUUCUGCUGAAGGCGUUGGAGCGAUUCGAAGGUGUUGAAGGUGUCGCCCACGUUAUAGAUCCAAAAGCCAUCAGCAAAGAAACACUUUACGGUGUUUUGGAUCCGAACACUCGUGAAUGGACCGACGGUCUUUUUACACACAUUCUAAGGAAGAUAAUAGACAACGUCAGAGGAGAGAUUAACAAGCGACAAUGGAUCAUCUUCGACGGCGAUGUCGAUCCUGAAUGGGUUGAAAAUUUGAACUCCGUUCUGGAUGACAAUAAGCUUUUAACACUCCCUAAUGGUGAACGUUUGAGCCUGCCACCGAACGUGCGAGUAAUGUUUGAAGUUCAAGAUCUAAAAUACGCUACACUGGCGACGGUGUCUCGUUGCGGUAUGGUCUGGUUCUCCGAGGAUGUAUUAUCAACGGAAAUGAUAUUCGAAAACUACAUGCUUCGGCUACGUAAUAUUCCCCUUGAAGAUGGCGAAGAAGAUAAUAUGGGUAAAAAGUCGACAGAUAAGGAUGAUACCGUUUCUCCCGCACUUACGGUUCAACGCGAAGUUGCCAGCAUUUUACAAAGCUAUUUUGCUCCAGACGGCUUAGUCGUUAGAUGCCUGGAGUACGCGAUGAAGCAAGAACACAUCAUGGACUUCACCAGAUUACGCGCUCUUAGCUCUCUUUUCUCCAUGCUCAAUCAGGCUGUGCGAAACGUUUUGCAGUACAAUCAUACGCACAUGGAUUUCCCCCUGCCAAGCGAACAACUCGAACGUUAUAUGCCAAAGUGUUUGGUAUAUGCACUUUUGUGGAGCUUCGCCGGUGACGCUAAACUCAAAGUCAGAUCCGACCUUGGUGAUUUCAUAAGAUCCGUAACCACCGUACCUCUGCCAGCUCAGUCCAACACACCAAUUAUUGACUUCGAAGUCAAUAUUACCGGAGAAUGGCUACCAUGGAGUAACAAAGUACCUCAGAUCGAAGUGGAGACUCACAAAGUGGCUAGUCCUGACAUCGUUGUUCCCACAUUGGAUACAGUCAGACACGAGAGCUUGCUCUACACUUGGCUAGCCGAGCACAAACCGCUUGUGCUUUGUGGUCCGCCUGGAUCUGGUAAGACUAUGACUCUUUUCUCCGCGCUGCGAGCUUUGCCAGACAUGGAAGUAGUGGGGCUUAAUUUCUCAUCUGCAACGACGCCGGAAUUGUUGCUAAAGACGUUUGACCACUACUGCGAGUACCGAAAAACGCCAAAUGGGGUGAUACUCUCUCCAGUCCAACUUGGAAAGUGGCUUGUACUAUUCUGCGAUGAGAUAAAUUUACCAGACAUGGACAAUUACGGAACUCAACGAGUUAUAUCAUUCCUACGACAAUUGGUCGAGCACCGAGGAUUCUACAGAACUAGCGAUCAGGCUUGGGUUGCUUUGGAACGAAUCCAAUUUGUUGGCGCCUGCAAUCCUCCCACAGAUCCUGGCAGAAAACCUCUUAGUCAUAGAUUCCUCAGACAUGUACCAGUCAUAUACGUUGAUUAUCCUGGAGAAACAUCUCUGAAACAAAUUUAUGGAACAUUUACACGUGCUAUGUUGAGGUUGACUCCAUCUCUUCGAGGAUACGCCGAGCCAUUGACGAACGCUAUGGUUGAAUUCUAUCUCGUGUCGCAAGAGAAGUUCACUCAAGACAUGCAGCCUCACUACGUUUAUUCACCACGUGAAAUGACUCGCUGGGUGCGCGGUAUAUGCGAGGCAAUAAGACCACUGGACAGCCUUUCGGUCGAAGGUCUUGUGCGCCUCUGGGCUCACGAAGCGCUGCGCUUGUUCCAAGACAGAUUGGUCGAGGACCCCGAACGUGCCUGGACAAAUAAAAACAUUGACAUUGUCGGUCUAAAACACUUCCCUGGAAUCGACAGAGAGAAAGCUCUGGAAAGACCUAUUCUUUACAGCAAUUGGCUCUCCAAGGAUUACAUACCGGUCAAUCGGCAGGAGUUGAGGGAUUAUGUAAGAGCAAGACUGAAGGUGUUCUACGAAGAAGAGUUGGACGUACCGCUCGUUCUCUUUGACGAGGUAUUGGAUCAUGUCCUGAGGAUUGACAGAAUAUUCCGACAGCCUCAAGGUCAUCUUCUGUUGAUCGGAGUUUCUGGUGCUGGUAAAACUACUCUAUCUCGUUUCGUCGCCUGGAUGAACGGUCUUUCCAUCUUCCAAAUCAAGGUGCACAACAAAUACACAGGCGAGGACUUUGACGAAGAUUUACGUCAGGUGCUGAGGCGCUCCGGAUGCAAGGAUGAAAAAAUUGCGUUUAUUCUGGACGAAUCCAACGUUCUUGAUUCUGGUUUCUUGGAGCGUAUGAAUACCUUGCUUGCCAACGGCGAGGUGCCCGGGUUGUUCGAGGGUGAUGAAUACACGACGUUGAUGACACAGUGCAAAGAAGGUGCUCAACGCGAGGGAUUGAUGCUGGACUCUAACGAAGAAUUGUACAAAUGGUUCACCGGACAAGUAAUGAGAAAUCUGCACGUCGUAUUCACAAUGAAUCCGAGCACCGACGGUCUCAAAGACCGGGCAGCCACUUCACCUGCGCUGUUCAACAGAUGUGUACUGAACUGGUUUGGCGACUGGUCGGAUAAUGCACUCUUCCAAGUUGGUAAAGAGUUUACGAAUCGCGUCGAUCUGGAGAAACCGACUUGGAGAUCUCCAGAUUUCUUCCCUUCGUCUUGUCUGCUUAUUCCAACCCAACCGAGUCAUCGCGACGCUGUUAUCAACGCUUGUGUCUAUGUUCAUCAAACUUUGCACAAGGCCAACACCAGACUUGCCAAGCGCGGAGGACGGACAAUGGCAAUUACUCCUAGGCACUAUUUAGACUUUAUACAUCACUUCGUUAAAUUGUAUCAAGAAAAACGUAGCGAUUUGGAGGAACAACAAUUGCACUUGAACGUUGGUUUGGGUAAAAUUGCUGAGACGGUAGAACAGGUCGAAGAGAUGCAGAAAAGUUUGGCUGUAAAAUCUCAGGAACUUCAAGCUAAAAACGAAGCUGCGAAUGCCAAGCUGAAACAGAUGGUGAAGGAUCAACAGGAAGCUGAAAAGAAAAAAGUUCAAAGUCAGGAGAUUCAGCAACAACUUGCCAUCCAGACUGUUGCCAUUAAUCAAAAGAGGGAUGACGUCAUGGCCGACCUUGCUCAGGUCGAACCCGCCGUCAUUGAUGCUCAGAACGCGGUGAAAUCGAUAAAGAAACAGCACUUGGUCGAGGUUCGCUCAAUGGCGAACCCACCAGCGAUCGUCAAGGUUGCGCUGGAGUCUAUCUGCCUCUUGCUAGGCGAAAAUGCCAGCGACUGGAAAUCUAUCCGCGCUGUCAUCAUGAGAGACAAUUUUAUCAAUACCAUUGUCUCUAGUUUCAGUACUGAGGACAUUACUGAUGAUGUUCGUGAAAAAAUGAAGAGUCGAUACCUCAGUAAUCCUGAUUACAACUUUGAAAAGGUGAAUCGUGCCAGUAUGGCUUGUGGCCCCAUGGUGAAGUGGGCCAUAGCUCAGAUCGAAUAUGCGGAUAUGUUGAAACGCGUUGAACCACUGAGGGAUGAACUUCACUCUUUGGAACGUCAAGCGGAUACGAAUAAAUCCAAGGGUGAAGAGGUGAAGGAUCUAAUAGCUCAGCUGGAGCAAAGCAUCGCGUCUUACAAGGAGGAGUAUGCUCAGCUCAUAUCGCAAGCUCAAGCCAUCAAAACAGACCUUGAAAAUGUGCAGAGUAAGGUAGAUCGCUCCAUUGCGCUGCUCAAGUCUCUUGUUAUCGAACGAGAAAGGUGGGAGGCGACUAGCGAAACUUUCAGAAGCCAAAUGUCAACUAUUAUCGGAGACGUUCUUCUGUCCUCGGCGUUUUUGGCCUAUGCAGGAUAUUUUGAUCAACAUUAUCGUCAGAACCUGUUUGCCACCUGGUGCCAGCAUUUGCAGCAAGCGAAUUUGCAGUUCCGUGCCGACAUAGCUCGUACCGAGUAUCUAUCUAAUCCAGACGAGCGAUUGAGAUGGCAAGCGAAUGCUUUGCCGACAGACGAUUUGUGCACUGAGAAUGCGAUAAUGCUGAAACGCUUCAACAGAUAUCCACUGAUUAUAGAUCCUUCUGGUCAAGCGACAGAGUUCAUAAUGAAUGAAUUCAAGGAUAAGAAGAUAACGAAGACUAGCUUCCUUGACGAUUCGUUCAGGAAAAAUCUUGAGAGCGCUUUACGAUUUGGUAAUCCGUUACUGGUGCAGGACGUUGAAAAUUACGAUCCAAUACUCAACCCUGUAUUAAACAGAGAAUUGCGCAGAACUGGCGGUCGAGUUUUGAUCACUCUCGGAGAUCAGGACAUCGAUCUUUCGCCGUCGUUUGUUAUAUUCUUGUCAACCAGAGAUCCAACAGUUGAAUUCCCGCCUGACAUAUGUUCGCGCGUUACCUUUGUCAACUUCACUGUCACCAGGAGUUCACUCCAGAGUCAAUGUCUCAAUCAAGUUCUGAAAGCCGAGCGUCCGGAUAUCGACGAAAAGAGGUCAGACCUGCUUAAACUUCAAGGAGAAUUCCACCUCAGAUUGCGACAGCUUGAAAAGUCUCUGCUUCAAGCUCUUAACGAUGCCAAAGGAAAGAUUCUGGACGACGAUUCUGUUAUAACAACUUUAGAAACUCUGAAACAAGAAGCUGCAGACAUCAGCAAGAAGGUUGAAGAAACCGACAAAGUUAUCGGCGAAAUUGAGACCGUAUCCCAACAGUACUUGCCGCUCUCUCAGGCCUGUUCAAACAUGUACUUCACCAUGGACAGUUUGAAUCAAGUGCACUUCUUGUAUCAGUAUUCUUUACAGAUGUUUUUGGAUAUAUUCACAUCUGUAUUGUGCCAAAAUACAAAACUCUCUGGUAUUUCUGAUCAUACUCAUAGACUGUCUCUCAUCACCAGCGACUUGUUCUCUGUAUGUUACGAACGAGUCGCCAGAGGUAUGCUUCACACUGAUAGGCUGACUUUCGCCUUACUUCUUUGUCGCAUCCACCUGAAGGGUAUCAUCACUGAGUCAACGUACGACAAUGAAUUCACGUUCUUCUUACGAGGCAAGGAAGGCGUCCUCAACAUCCGAGGAGCGCCAGUCAACGGGCUGAGCUCGGAACAGCAAGAGGCAAUGAUGCGACUAACGAUAAGACUUCCAGCGUUCAAGAAACUUGCUGACAAAAUACAAAACAAUCCAGAUUUUGGCACAUGGCUCCAAUCACCCACACCUGAAACUUGCGUCCCCAAACUGUGGGAAGAAGAAAAACCGCUAUCUCCUAUCGGAAUCGCUAUGCAUCAGCUACUGGUUAUACAAGCGUUUAGACCAGACCGUGUAAUCGCAGCUGCAUCUUUAGUCGUCACAUCGGCACUCGGCGAAAGCUUUAUGGCAGCGGCUGAAGCGGAGCUAGAUUUCGGAUCUGUUGUAGAAAAUCAACUCAAGUCCAAUGUACCGGCUCUGUUGUGUUCCGUUCCAGGAUUCGACGCUUCAAGUCGAGUCGACGAUCUUGCAGCCGAGCAGUCUAAACAAAUUGCCAGCAUUGCUAUCGGCUCGGCCGAGGGAUUCAACCAAGCGGAGAGAGCCAUAAAUAUGGCAGUCAAAGCGGGUCGUUGGGUGAUGCUGAAGAACGUGCAUCUCGCACCUCAGUGGCUCGUUCAGCUUGAAAAGAAGCUGCAUAGCCUGCAGCCACACGCUAGCUUCAGGCUGUUCCUGACUAUGGAAAUCAAUCCUAAAGUACCCGUCAAUCUGCUCAGAGCUGGUAGAAUAUUUGUGUUCGAACCACCUCCUGGUAUCAGGGCUAAUUUAUUGCGAACGUUUAGCACUGUGCCAGCAUCUCGCAUGAUGAAAGCGCCGAACGAAAGAGCCAGAUUGUAUUUCCUUCUCGCUUGGUUCCACGCUAUAGUUCAAGAGCGUUUGAGGUAUUGUCCGCUUGGAUGGGCAAAGUAUUAUGAAUUCAAUGAGAGUGACCUGAGGGUGGCUUGCGACACUUUAGACACCUGGAUCGAGGCUACCGCAAUGGGCAGAACGAAUUUGCCCCCUGAAAAAGUUCCAUGGGACGCUCUGGUCACGCUCCUAUCACAGUGCAUAUACGGCGGUAAAAUCGACAACGACUUUGAUCAAAGACUGCUCGCCUCCUUCCUUGGGAAACUUUUCACACCAAGAUCGUUCGAGGGUGAUUUUGCCUUGGUGGCAAAUGUCGACGGGGCGCAAGGAAACCAGAGGCAUAUCACUAUGCCCGACGGCACGAGACGUGAUCAUUUCUUGAAGUGGAUCGAAUCGCUGGCAGAUCGACAGACUCCGUCUUGGCUUGGACUUCCUAAUAAUGCUGAGAAAGUACUUCUAACGACGCGCGGAACGGAUCUAGUCUCAAAACUUCUCAAGAUGCAACAACUCGAGGAUGAAGACGAGCUUGCUUAUUCCAACGAAGAGUCACUCGACGCUCCGAGAGAGGCUGUGGGCGACGGUAGGCCCGCCUGGAUGCGGACUUUACAUAACUCUGCUUCUACCUGGCUACAACUACUGCCCAAAAAUCUACCAACGCUUAAACGUACCGUCGAAAAUAUCAAGGAUCCAUUGUACAGAUACUUCGAGAGGGAAGUUAAUAGUGGAGCUAAAUUAUUGCAAGAUGUUAUUCACGAUCUUGAAGACGUUGUACUGAUUUGCCAGGGUGAAAAGAAGCAGACAAACUAUCACCGAACAAUGCUGUCCGAGUUGGUGAAAGGAAUUUUACCGGGCGGAUGGAGACGCUACACCGUUCCUAGAGGGUGCACAGUCAUUCAAUGGAUUACAGAUUUUAGUCACAGAGUCAGCCAGUUGCAAGAAGUAUCCAGAUUGGUAUCACAAGGGGGUGCUAAGGAGAUAAAGAGCUUCCCAGUCUGGCUCGGUGGUCUACUGAAUCCAGAAGCGUACAUCACUGCGACACGCCAGUGUAUCGCACAGGCAAACAGUUGGUCGCUGGAAGAGCUUCAGCUCGAUGUGACAAUCGGGGAUGGAGACAACAUAGCAACUGACGACUGCUCGUUUGCUGUGACUGGUCUGAAGCUCCAGGGAGCGCAGUGCAAGGCUAAUCAAUUAGUUCUCACGUCGACCAUAAUGACCGAUUUGCCUGUGACUAUGCUGAGGUGGUUCAGGUCUUCGGCAGAGGAACCGGUGAAGGGCAAACUAUCUUUGCCGGUGUAUCUGAAUAGCACUAGAACGGAAUUACUCUUUACCAUUGACUUGAAUAUUAUGAAUGGGCAAGAGCAGCACAGUUUCUAUGAAAGAGGCGUCGCUGUACUCACGUCCACUGCUUUAAACUAAUUAUUAUAAUCCGUUAUCUUGAACGGUUAACUACGUGUGCAAGUUUUUCAAACUAUGCUUCUCGCGCAUGUCUAAUAUCAGAAUAAUCGAACUCCGUACGUCAAUGUUGAGAUAAUUACGUAGCUGUAAUUUAAUUUGGUUUU